AUGGGGUCGAGCACAAGAUAUGCGGGUAAAGCUACCCUUGUGGUGACAGAGGACACUGGUGGCAGUAUGCUCUUGCCGAUAACUGAAGGCCAUAUGCAGUUAUCGGGCUAUCUUGGAGCAACUUUAUUGUCCUCUGAGGGUGGGAUUACUUCUUGGCGAGACUUGAUGAAGGUGCUCGAAAAGGAUGAUACACUGAAGAGAUAUCUACCACCGUAUUGCUGUGGACCAUGGAAUGAUAAGGAUGAUAUAAUCGAUGAUUGGAGUGGUCUCUGUGAGGAGUAUCAUCAAGUGUGCUGUAAGUGGAUGAUAGAGGCCGAUAACAUGUCCAAGAUGCCCGACUACUGUUAUCAUGAUCUUGGUGGGCUAUACCUAGAUGAUUACCGAAAAGUGUUGCACGACAUGAUGGAUGAUAUGAGGUCCGAGAGGGUCACUAAACAACUGCUACGAUGGGGAGGUGCCAUCCGUGGUAUUCCAUCAGUUCAGCUUGGGAAGAUAUCAGUUCACCUUAUUAUACAAGAGGAUAGGGUUGAGAUCUUAGGGACUUCUGAAGGGAUCUUCCUAGACCAUGUGCCAACCUGUGCCUUGAUACCACAUUGUACUCGCUUGAGGGGCAAGGACGAUAGCUUUGUGGAGGACCUGGGUCGGCGGGUGGGGGAGUUGUUGAGCCAGAGAGGGCUACGAGGAUAUGCCAGCGUCGAUAUGGUCAUCUUUAUGAAUCCUAAUUUCGAUGAGAACCUCCUCAUAUGCUCUGGUGAUGACGAGUUCGAUGUGGAAAUGGAAGAUGGGAUAUUCGCGGCAUUAAGAAGUGCCGAGGCGCUAUGUAUCGAUCGAUCAAUCGAUAAUGUGGAAGAUCAUAGUGAUGCCUCUCGAAUGAGUAAUGAUGAUGUUGAUAAUGAAGCCAUGAAGAAGAAACACUACAAUAGACGAAUCACCAUGGUAGAUGGUAGUAGGUUGGAUGUAGUUAUCUGCUCAAUCCUCGUAGAUAUCAAACAAUAG
Perkinsus marinus ATCC 50983 is the source of this 996-nucleotide messenger RNA. RefSeq lists its product as hypothetical. The record is from RefSeq and is a predicted model, not a curated record. Lineage: Eukaryota; Perkinsozoa; Perkinsida; Perkinsidae. Bases 1 to 996 code for a protein of 331 amino acids. The transcript is spliced from 7 exons.